Homo sapiens (human) is the source of this 8198-nucleotide messenger RNA. RefSeq names its product MIA SH3 domain ER export factor 3 (gene MIA3). Gene Ontology annotation, biological process: animal gross anatomical part developmental process; system development. NCBI's taxonomy places the organism in Eukaryota, Metazoa, Chordata, Mammalia, Primates, Hominidae. The coding region runs from base 15 to 5810 and encodes 1931 amino acids. The transcript is spliced from 29 exons. Gene Ontology annotation, cellular component: endoplasmic reticulum membrane. The record is from RefSeq and is marked validated.
GAGGUGACCACAACAUGGCUGCGGCGCCUGGGCUGCUCGUCUGGCUGCUCGUGCUCCGGCUGCCCUGGCGGGUGCCGGGCCAGCUGGACCCCAGCACUGGCCGGCGGUUCUCGGAGCACAAACUCUGCGCGGACGACGAAUGCAGCAUGUUAAUGUACCGCGGUGAGGCUCUUGAAGAUUUCACAGGCCCGGAUUGUCGUUUUGUGAAUUUUAAAAAAGGUGAUCCUGUAUAUGUUUACUAUAAACUGGCAAGAGGAUGGCCUGAAGUUUGGGCUGGAAGUGUUGGACGCACUUUUGGAUAUUUUCCAAAAGAUUUAAUCCAGGUAGUUCAUGAAUAUACCAAAGAAGAGCUACAAGUUCCAACAGAUGAGACGGAUUUUGUUUGUUUUGAUGGAGGAAGAGAUGAUUUUCAUAAUUAUAAUGUAGAAGAACUUUUAGGGUUUUUGGAACUGUACAAUUCUGCAGCUACAGAUUCUGAGAAAGCUGUAGAAAAAACUUUACAGGAUAUGGAAAAAAACCCUGAAUUAUCUAAGGAAAGGGAACCUGAACCUGAACCAGUAGAAGCCAACUCAGAGGAAAGUGAUAGUGUAUUCUCAGAAAACACUGAGGAUCUUCAGGAACAGUUUACAACUCAGAAGCACCACUCCCAUGCAAACAGCCAAGCAAAUCAUGCUCAGGGAGAGCAGGCUUCAUUUGAAUCUUUUGAAGAAAUGCUGCAAGAUAAACUAAAAGUGCCAGAAAGUGAAAACAACAAAACCAGCAAUAGUUCUCAGGUCUCAAAUGAACAGGAUAAGAUUGAUGCCUAUAAACUUUUGAAAAAAGAAAUGACUCUAGACUUGAAAACCAAAUUUGGCUCAACAGCUGAUGCACUUGUAUCUGAUGAUGAGACAACCAGACUCGUUACUUCAUUAGAAGAUGAUUUUGAUGAGGAAUUGGAUACUGAGUAUUAUGCAGUUGGAAAGGAAGAUGAGGAGAACCAAGAAGACUUUGAUGAGUUGCCAUUACUUACCUUUACAGAUGGGGAAGAUAUGAAAACUCCAGCAAAGUCUGGCGUUGAGAAAUAUCCAACAGAUAAAGAGCAGAAUUCAAAUGAAGAGGACAAGGUUCAGCUAACUGUGCCCCCUGGCAUCAAAAAUGAUGAUAAAAAUAUACUAACAACCUGGGGGGACACUAUCUUCUCUAUUGUCACAGGAGGUGAAGAAACAAGAGAUACGAUGGAUUUAGAGAGCUCUAGUUCAGAGGAAGAAAAAGAAGAUGAUGAUGAUGCAUUAGUCCCAGAUAGCAAACAGGGGAAACCACAGUCAGCAACAGAUUAUAGUGACCCUGACAAUGUAGAUGAUGGUCUUUUUAUUGUAGACAUUCCUAAAACAAAUAAUGACAAAGAAGUAAACGCAGAACAUCACAUUAAAGGAAAAGGGAGGGGAGUUCAGGAAUCCAAGAGGGGCCUGGUACAAGAUAAGACAGAAUUAGAGGAUGAAAAUCAAGAAGGCAUGACUGUGCACAGUUCUGUUCACAGCAAUAACCUCAACUCUAUGCCAGCUGCUGAAAAGGGUAAAGACACAUUAAAAUCAGCUUAUGAUGAUACAGAAAAUGACCUAAAAGGAGCAGCUAUUCAUAUCUCAAAAGGAAUGCUCCACGAAGAAAAGCCUGGAGAGCAGAUUUUGGAAGGUGGCUCAGAGAGUGAAUCUGCACAGAAAGCUGCAGGGAAUCAAAUGAAUGACAGAAAGAUUCAACAGGAAUCCCUGGGUAGUGCACCACUCAUGGGAGAUGACCACCCUAACGCAUCCAGAGACAGUGUGGAGGGAGACGCUUUGGUAAAUGGGGCCAAACUGCACACGCUUUCAGUGGAGCAUCAACGUGAGGAAUUGAAAGAGGAAUUAGUUCUUAAAACUCAAAACCAACCUAGAUUCUCCUCUCCAGAUGAGAUUGAUUUGCCCAGAGAACUGGAAGACGAGGUUCCCAUUCUGGGAAGAAAUCUUCCCUGGCAACAAGAAAGAGAUGUGGCUGCCACAGCCAGUAAGCAAAUGAGUGAGAAGAUAAGGCUCUCUGAGGGAGAAGCCAAAGAGGACUCCUUGGAUGAAGAGUUUUUUCAUCACAAGGCAAUGCAGGGCACAGAGGUAGGACAGACAGACCAAACUGACAGCACAGGAGGACCAGCUUUCCUUUCUAAAGUAGAAGAGGAUGAUUAUCCCUCUGAAGAACUACUAGAGGAUGAAAACGCUAUAAAUGCAAAACGGUCUAAAGAAAAAAACCCUGGGAAUCAGGGCAGGCAGUUUGAUGUUAAUCUGCAAGUCCCUGACAGAGCAGUUUUAGGGACCAUUCAUCCAGAUCCAGAAAUUGAAGAAAGCAAGCAAGAAACUAGUAUGAUUUUGGAUAGCGAAAAAACAAGUGAGACUGCUGCCAAAGGGGUCAACACAGGAGGCAGGGAACCAAAUACAAUGGUGGAAAAAGAACGCCCUCUGGCAGAUAAGAAAGCACAGAGACCAUUUGAACGAAGUGACUUUUCUGACAGCAUAAAAAUUCAGACUCCAGAAUUAGGUGAAGUGUUUCAGAAUAAAGAUUCUGAUUAUCUGAAGAACGACAACCCUGAGGAACAUCUGAAGACCUCAGGGCUUGCAGGGGAGCCUGAGGGAGAACUCUCAAAAGAGGACCAUGAGAACACAGAGAAGUACAUGGGCACAGAAAGCCAGGGGUCUGCUGCUGCAGAACCUGAAGAUGACUCGUUCCACUGGACUCCACAUACAAGUGUAGAGCCAGGGCAUAGUGACAAGAGGGAGGACUUACUUAUCAUAAGCAGCUUCUUUAAAGAACAACAGUCUUUGCAGCGGUUCCAGAAGUACUUUAAUGUCCAUGAGCUGGAAGCCUUGCUACAAGAAAUGUCAUCAAAACUGAAGUCAGCGCAGCAGGAGAGCCUGCCCUAUAAUAUGGAAAAAGUCCUAGAUAAGGUCUUCCGUGCUUCUGAGUCACAAAUUCUGAGCAUAGCAGAAAAAAUGCUUGAUACUCGUGUGGCUGAAAAUAGAGAUCUGGGAAUGAACGAAAAUAACAUAUUUGAAGAGGCUGCAGUGCUUGAUGACAUUCAAGACCUCAUCUAUUUUGUCAGGUACAAGCACUCCACAGCAGAGGAGACAGCCACACUGGUGAUGGCACCACCUCUAGAGGAAGGCUUGGGUGGAGCAAUGGAAGAGAUGCAACCACUGCAUGAAGAUAAUUUCUCACGAGAGAAGACAGCAGAACUUAAUGUGCAGGUUCCUGAAGAACCCACCCACUUGGACCAACGUGUGAUUGGGGACACUCAUGCCUCAGAAGUGUCACAGAAGCCAAAUACUGAGAAAGACCUGGACCCAGGGCCAGUUACAACAGAAGACACUCCUAUGGAUGCUAUUGAUGCAAACAAGCAACCAGAGACAGCCGCCGAAGAGCCGGCAAGUGUCACACCUUUGGAAAACGCAAUCCUUCUAAUAUAUUCAUUCAUGUUUUAUUUAACUAAGUCGCUAGUUGCUACAUUGCCUGAUGAUGUUCAGCCUGGGCCUGAUUUUUAUGGACUGCCAUGGAAACCUGUAUUUAUCACUGCCUUCUUGGGAAUUGCUUCGUUUGCCAUUUUCUUAUGGAGAACUGUCCUUGUUGUGAAGGAUAGAGUAUAUCAAGUCACGGAACAGCAAAUUUCUGAGAAGUUGAAGACUAUCAUGAAAGAAAAUACAGAACUUGUACAAAAAUUGUCAAAUUAUGAACAGAAGAUCAAGGAAUCAAAGAAACAUGUUCAGGAAACCAGGAAACAAAAUAUGAUUCUCUCUGAUGAAGCAAUUAAAUAUAAGGAUAAAAUCAAGACACUUGAAAAAAAUCAGGAAAUUCUGGAUGACACAGCUAAAAAUCUUCGUGUUAUGCUAGAAUCUGAGAGAGAACAGAAUGUCAAGAAUCAGGACUUGAUAUCAGAAAACAAGAAAUCUAUAGAGAAGUUAAAGGAUGUUAUUUCAAUGAAUGCCUCAGAAUUUUCAGAGGUUCAGAUUGCACUUAAUGAAGCUAAGCUUAGUGAAGAGAAGGUGAAGUCUGAAUGCCAUCGGGUUCAAGAAGAAAAUGCUAGGCUUAAGAAGAAAAAAGAGCAGUUGCAGCAGGAAAUCGAAGACUGGAGUAAAUUACAUGCUGAGCUCAGUGAGCAAAUCAAAUCAUUUGAGAAGUCUCAGAAAGAUUUGGAAGUAGCUCUUACUCACAAGGAUGAUAAUAUUAAUGCUUUGACUAACUGCAUUACACAGUUGAAUCUGUUAGAGUGUGAAUCUGAAUCUGAGGGUCAAAAUAAAGGUGGAAAUGAUUCAGAUGAAUUAGCAAAUGGAGAAGUGGGAGGUGACCGGAAUGAGAAGAUGAAAAAUCAAAUUAAGCAGAUGAUGGAUGUCUCUCGGACACAGACUGCAAUAUCGGUAGUUGAAGAGGAUCUAAAGCUUUUACAGCUUAAGCUAAGAGCCUCCGUGUCCACUAAAUGUAACCUGGAAGACCAGGUAAAGAAAUUGGAAGAUGACCGCAACUCACUACAAGCUGCCAAAGCUGGACUGGAAGAUGAAUGCAAAACCUUGAGGCAGAAAGUGGAGAUUCUGAAUGAGCUCUAUCAGCAGAAGGAGAUGGCUUUGCAAAAGAAACUGAGUCAAGAAGAGUAUGAACGGCAAGAAAGAGAGCACAGGCUGUCAGCUGCAGAUGAAAAGGCAGUUUCGGCUGCAGAGGAAGUAAAAACUUACAAGCGGAGAAUUGAAGAAAUGGAGGAUGAAUUACAGAAGACAGAGCGGUCAUUUAAAAACCAGAUCGCUACCCAUGAGAAGAAAGCUCAUGAAAACUGGCUCAAAGCUCGUGCUGCAGAAAGAGCUAUAGCUGAAGAGAAAAGGGAAGCUGCCAAUUUGAGACACAAAUUAUUAGAAUUAACACAAAAGAUGGCAAUGCUGCAAGAAGAACCUGUGAUUGUAAAACCAAUGCCAGGAAAACCAAAUACACAAAACCCUCCACGGAGAGGUCCUCUGAGCCAGAAUGGCUCUUUUGGCCCAUCCCCUGUGAGUGGUGGAGAAUGCUCCCCUCCAUUGACAGUGGAGCCACCCGUGAGACCUCUCUCUGCUACUCUCAAUCGAAGAGAUAUGCCUAGAAGUGAAUUUGGAUCAGUGGACGGGCCUCUACCUCAUCCUCGAUGGUCAGCUGAGGCAUCUGGGAAACCCUCUCCUUCUGAUCCAGGAUCUGGUACAGCUACCAUGAUGAACAGCAGCUCAAGAGGCUCUUCCCCUACCAGGGUACUCGAUGAAGGCAAGCAAACUGUUCUCCAAGAGCCUGAAGUCCCCUCAGUUCCCAGCAUUACAUCUUUGGCUGAGCGUCCAGUAGCAGUUAAUAUGGCUCCAAAAGGGCCCCCUCCUUUCCCAGGAGUCCCUCUCAUGAGCACCCCCAUGGGAGGCCCUGUACCACCACCCAUUCGAUAUGGACCACCACCUCAGCUCUGCGGACCUUUUGGGCCUCGGCCACUUCCUCCACCCUUUGGCCCUGGUAUGCGUCCACCACUAGGCUUAAGAGAAUUUGCACCAGGCGUUCCACCAGGAAGACGGGACCUGCCUCUCCACCCUCGGGGAUUUUUACCUGGACACGCACCAUUUAGACCUUUAGGUUCACUUGGCCCAAGAGAGUACUUUAUUCCUGGUACCCGAUUACCACCCCCAACCCAUGGUCCCCAGGAAUACCCACCACCACCUGCUGUAAGAGACUUACUGCCGUCAGGCUCUAGAGAUGAGCCUCCACCUGCCUCUCAGAGCACUAGCCAGGACUGUUCACAGGCUUUAAAACAGAGCCCAUAAAACUAUGACCUCUGAGGUUUCAUUGGAAAGAAAGUGUACUGUGCAUUAUCCAUUACAGUAAAGGAUUUCAUUGGCUUCAAAAUCCAAAAGUUUAUUUUAAAAGGUUUGUUGUUAGAACUAAGCUGCCUUGGCAGUGUGCAUUUUUGAGCCAAACAAUUCAAAAAUGUCAUUUCUUCCCUAAAUAAAAAUCACCUUUUAAGCUAGAGCGUCCUUACAACUUUGAAAUGUGCAAUAAAGAAUACCUGUGUUUUAGCUAAUGUAGCAUAUGUAAUUGCAAAAUGAUUUAGAAUGUCAUGAAAAAUAUGAACAUUUCCUGUGGAAAUGCUUUAAGAACAUGUAUUUCCAUUAUCCUAUUUUUAGUGUACACCAGCUGAAUACGGAGCAAUGGUGUUUAUAAGCGUUUUUUUAAACUAUCUGGUCACAAAGACUGUUACGCUAAAAAUGUUUACUAAAAGAUCACUAAACUAUCUCCCCUCUUGCUGAAGUUCUUUGUAGUAAUAGCUCAUAAAAAUUUGUUUAUUAAUAUUUCCCAAGUGUCUGUUGACUCAUUGGACUGUUAUGAGGCUUGUGCCAUUUGGGGAACAUGUAAACUCAGGCUCCCAGAACUGAAGAUGGUGGCUGGUGGCACACUUCCGGCUGCUCCUCCGUCACCUGUGAACUCUACAAGUGACGUCUUUUUAUUUCAAAGAAGUUUAUUUCCCACUUGUAUAGCAUUCACAUGCUUUCUUUACGAUCCUCAUUGUCUAUUUGAGAAUGGUUUUCUGAGAGUGAGUUUACAUUAGUAGCAAGAGUUGUUUGACCUGAUGUUCCAUUGUUUUUACCAUUCCUGUAGAAAAAGGGUGCACAACAGAAAAAUGAAAAUGAUGUGUCAUGGCCAUAAAAGUAUAGAAAUCUUUAAAAAUUUUAAAAUGUACAGUCCCUUAUCUAUCUUUCCCAUUCCUUGCCACUGAUUUUUGAGGAAUAUAAUAAAAAGAUUGGAAGAGUAUAAUGCCAUGAGAAAGAAUGAUUUAGGACUGUGAGGGUUAUAACAUGCCCUAGGUCAGCAACCAAGGGUUGAAAUCAGUUCUGUUUUAGGGGGAAAUGGGGGCGACAGAUAUUAUUCCAAAAUUAAUAUUAAUUAAUAUUUAAACGUUGGUGUUUUUAUUUAAAAAUCAGUAACUAACCAUCUGGAAUUGCACCAUACUUAAAGUCUUAUCCAUUACUACACUGUCUUUAAAACAAUGUUUCUUUAAAUACUCUACAACGUUUCUAAGAACGAACUUCAGACAUUUUAAUUACAGUAAUAAUAGCACUCCUUUUAAGGAGUUUCAGAUCCACACUAAAACUAAAAUCAUAAAAGGCUGAUACUUUUGUUUGCUGCUAGGCUAUAUUCUUCCAUUCUUUGAAGUCCUAUGAUGUAAUAUUUUUGAAACCUAGUGUAUGUCUUGUCACUGUUGUGAUAUUUAAUCGAUUAAGAAUACCUUGUAAAAAGGAGCAAAAGCUUCAAUGUGAAACAAUUUUCUCUCUUUAUACUAAACAACUGAAGAUAGAUAGUUUAGAAAGAUAAGGACCUUUGAAAGAAGACAACUCUGUCAAAGUUCAUAAGGAAUAUAAAAAUUCUUCAGGAAAAGAGAAUUCAAUCUAUAUGUCCUCCCGUUUAAUAUCAAGAAUAGAAGAAAUUAAGAGGAAAACUCCACAGAAGAGCAUAGGCCACUUUUAGCCAUGUAAAAAUAAGAUUAAGUCACAAAUACAACUUUUGAAUUUACCUGUCAAUAUCUCUUUAGGACACAAAACAAUGCUGAAGUUAAUAUAAUUUCUAAUUUUAAAUGUCAUUUAAGUGUAGAUUAUGCCAUCUAGGAAGGUAAGUAGGAAAGGUAAAUUAAAUCUAUUUUUAAAAUUCAAAAUAUUAGAGUAUUUUUCCCCUCUAAAGCCUUUUUUGGUGAUUAUUCUGUAUCUGACAUAAUUGAGAAACUGGUAAGCUGUAAAGAUUCCAGUGUAGCUUCUCUGAGAAGUUGUGAGCCAGUCCAUAACUGCUUCCUCACAUCCAUCUGAUUGCACCAUUUCUGCAGCAAACCCCAAAGCAGGGUGCCAAUAUGCAGAUGGCAUAGGGAGUAUCAUCCCUCAGCCAAAUCACUUUUCCAUCUCUAAAGUUUCAUCUAUUUUGGAAGUCAUCUCCAACUAAUUGUGUCUGGAUUUAGUUGCUAAAAUUGUCUUAUUUAUGAAGCAGCAAUAUUCAGCCUGAAAGCAUUUCUGCCAUAGUUGUUGUAGUUAUAUCGCCAAUGGCUGAUUUUUUUCAUUGGAAAGUAAAUUUAAGUAAUUCGUGGGAUGUGGUAUAUUCUGUGUCAACUUCAAGAUAAUCACUCAUUUUCUCGUUAUAUUCAGGUCUGAAUUAAAGUUAAGUUAAUCACA